Messenger RNA from Cladophialophora immunda, 1417 nucleotides. RefSeq lists its product as uncharacterized. Gene Ontology annotation, cellular component: nucleosome; nucleus. Gene Ontology annotation, molecular function: structural constituent of chromatin; double-stranded DNA binding; nucleosomal DNA binding. The record is from RefSeq and is a predicted model, not a curated record. The transcript is spliced from 7 exons. NCBI's taxonomy places the organism in Eukaryota, Fungi, Ascomycota, Eurotiomycetes, Chaetothyriales, Herpotrichiellaceae. Bases 44 to 904 code for a protein of 286 amino acids. Gene Ontology annotation, biological process: negative regulation of DNA recombination; nucleosome assembly; chromosome condensation.
CAGCUCGCGGGAUCAACCACACGUCACAUGCGAGGUAUAAAGCAUGCGCAGUCUCCCCCGCCUCGCGCGCUCGCAGCAGCCAUCGCCCAUUCCCAUCUCGCAUCUUUCCUCCCACUCUACUCACUUCAAGCUCACCCACCGCUCUCUGGUCCCAUUGACAUUAUUUCCUCGCCUUCAUCCAUCACUUACUCAACUCAGCUCAACUUCCACCGUCACCAUGCCUGCCAAAAAAGCUGCUGCCGCCGCCGCUCCGGCCAAGGAAACAAAGGAAAAGAAGCCUGCCGCCGCCCCCGCCCAUGCCUCAUACAAAGAUAUGAUCAAGGAAGCCAUUCUGAACCUCAAGGAACGUAAUGGAAGCAGCCGACAAGCGAUCAAGAAGUAUGUCAAGGCAAACAACAACAUCACGGUCACCUCCGAGACUCAGUUCGAUUCCCUGUUCAACAAGGCACUGAAGACCGGUGUCGAGAAGGGUGACUUCCAACAACCCAAGGGUCCCUCUGGCCCCGUGAAGCUCGCGAAGAAGGAAGCCAAGCCCGCCGAGAAGAAGACCGUCAAGAAGGAGAAGGCCCCCAAGGAGGCGAAGGAGACCAAACCCAAGGCACCCAAGACGAAGACCGUCGCCAAGCCCAAGACUGCCGCCACAAAGGCGAAGAAAGCGACUACCCCCAAGAAGGCUGCCGCCGCCGCUAAGCCCAAGGCCAACACCGCCACUAAGAGGGCACCGAAGACCAAGACCAAGACUGAAGCACCGGCCCCCGCUGUCACCGAUGCCCCUACCGUCCUGAAGAAGACCAAGUCAGGGCGCGUGAGCAAGCAGAAGACCACCACAGGUACGAAGAAGGCUGCCCCCAAGAAGGCGGCGACGACGAAGAAGGCCGCGGCGCCGAAGGCGGCAGCGGCUUAAAGGUCACAGCCCGGACUGAAGACUCCACGAGAGGUCGCCGACUUCUCGAUCAUGUUGCUGUUAUGACCUGACAUGUGCUGCUUCGUCUUUGUAUCUGUAUUUGGGAUCACGUCGAUGGGUUGAGGGAAACAAGGGGCUUGUAAGGAUGGAUGGGCGUCAAAUGAAGAGGGAGAACGGUCGCCGGUACCAGUCAUCGCCAUCUUACAGUCUCUCGCGUCAUGAAGGUUCUUCGUCGGCUUUUUACGCUUGUGCUGGGUAUGUCUUACUGGGUCUCAUUUUGGGUUGAUGUCGGAAGAGGACUCGUGUGUUAUCGGCGUUCGGGCAUCUUAGGGACAGGACACUGGGGAGUGAUAGGGGCAGUGUGGAUGAGCGCUACAGCAAGACCAACAACACCCAAGCCGGUGUGAGGGAAAGCUCUCUUAUCGCGCACCGCUCGCGGUCGGCGAACUGCACAGGAGCUAUAUCCCCCUGCAGAUAUCUGAUACACAAAUCAAAACCCGCCUUAAACUUCAA